Molecule: messenger RNA, 1436 nt
Organism: Oryzias latipes (Japanese medaka)
Lineage: Eukaryota; Metazoa; Chordata; Actinopteri; Beloniformes; Adrianichthyidae
Product: 3-mercaptopyruvate sulfurtransferase
Cellular component (GO): mitochondrion
Molecular function (GO): thiosulfate-cyanide sulfurtransferase activity
Source: RefSeq, a predicted model, not a curated record
ACAACAGCCGCCUCUGACACAGACAGCAGAUAAGGCCGAUGCAGUUUAAGUAAACCUUGUAAACUCUUUUGCCUUCCCGGGACUCACCAUGGCGCGACAAGCUGGAGCACUGGUGACUUCCAAGUGGCUUGCUGAUGCCUACAAGACGCAAAGGAAAAUGCGGGUCUUGGACACUUCUUGGUACUUGCCCAAACUGAAGCGAAACCCCAAAACUGAGUUCAAGAGGAGACACAUACCGGGGGCAGCUUUUUUUGACAUAGACCAGUGCUGCGACAAAAGUUCUCCUCUGGAUCACAUGCUGCCCUCAGAGGAACUUUUUGGAGACUAUGUCGGGAGGUUGGGUGUAGACAACAACACGCAUGUCGUGCUGUAUGACUGCAGCGAGUUCGGUGCGUUCUCGGCCCCUCGUGUGUGGUGGAUGUUUCGGGUGUUUGGCCACGACCCCGUGUCUCUGCUGGACGGAGGUUUUAAAAACUGGGAACUGGAGGGUCGACCUGUCACAGAGCAGUAUAUCAAGCCUUCUUCUGCAGAGUUUUGCGCCUCUCUCAACCGCGCAUGGGUGAAGACCUAUGAAGACAUCCUGGACAACUUGCACACCAAGAAGUUCCAGUUGGUGGAUGCCAGACCUGCAGGCAGGUUCAGAGGUCUGGACCCUGAACCAAAACGCAACACAGAGCCAGGCCACAUCCCAGGCUCCAUUAGCCUUCCAUUCCACUUGUUCCUGGCGCCUUCGGGUCACUUCCUUCCCAAGCAGCAACUCGACGAUCUCUUCGCUGGUGCUGGCGUUGAUCUCACUCGCCCCAUUUGUGUUUUGUGCAGUUCUGCUGUGACUACGGGGCACGUGGCACUUGCAGCUCAUGAGAUUGGACAUCCAGGUGUGUGGGUGUACGACGGGGGUUGGUCAGAGUGGUACACUCGCGCAGUUCCUGAAAAUGUCAUAUCUGAAGGCAGGGGGAAGCACUUGUUAUUGUUUUAGGACAGAAGACUUAAAUUCAAACUGGACCAGGAUAGAACAGGAUCAUGGGAGUCCAUUUGAGGCUCUCUGAGGUGUAACCCUUGUGCCAUCCUAGACACUUUAACAUUGGGAGUUGGGUCAUCUAGACCCACUAGACAGUCCGCUGAACCUUUUUUCUUCAAUGAUUUGUGAACCUCACUGGUGUCCAUGGAUUACAUGAAAUCUUUCCACCUUUGUCAUGGUAGGGAGAACACGUCAAUGCAAGGGUGGGGUCAUCUAAGAUAGCACAAGGGUUUUUAAUGCUAUGAAAUGGUGGGUUAAGCUUCAAGACCUACUCUGAUGAAAAUAGUGUUUUUGGUCUUAAGAUGUUCUUUGGGCAUUUAUCUGAUGAUGGAAGACAUAUAUUAAAAUGUCCUUAGGGAUUAUUAAAUACUUAUUCUAUUCUAUUCUAUUCUAUUCUAUACUAUUCUAUUCUAUUCUA